Trichobilharzia szidati is the source of this 1030-nucleotide messenger RNA. The record is from the annotation of a GenBank genome assembly. NCBI's taxonomy places the organism in Eukaryota, Metazoa, Platyhelminthes, Trematoda, Strigeidida, Schistosomatidae.
GUGAUGCUAAUCUGCUCAAGCUCGCUGGAGGAAAAGUCAAAAAUCAGACUACACAGGUCCGUGAGUGUUGGCCAGGUUGGCAUCAUACCAUUCAUUUUUCAACCUGAGUGCGUGCAGUUGUGUUACAGGGCAUAUAUGCGCUGUAGGACACUUGCAUGCAGUUGGGACAGUCAGCAGCAGGUCUUUUGUGUCAGAAAAACAUGAACUUCUGUAACAUUGUCUAUAGGCGCAACAGCAAAUGACUUCUUUAAGUCUUUCAACGCAAGAGUCGCUCUACCUCGCCAGCUUAAAAUCGAAGUAGGAGAAAGGUUGCUGAGUUCCACAAGAAGACGAAUCAUACGAUGUGACUUGUGGAGACGUCGACUGCCUGAUGCUAUUUAACUAUCAGUUGGUCCGGUUGCACGUGAAUACCUGUGGUGUGCAAACUUCGUUUUUCUAUGCAACGCCCGGUCGUUCGCAUCAUUACAACCGAUUGUCACCACAACAUACUCUAAGAUGGUUGAAAAGGCGGGCACAGGUCAGAUCGCCUUCGCUAAGAAGAUGCUAUCACGGGUUCGGAGCUCAAUGGUACGCUUCAAUCAGUCUUCGUGACAACUAUAUGUUAGUCCAUGACAGGAAAUUCCUACUACGACGAACUGCAUUAUGUGCAAAUGAGAGUGGUGCUGUACGGCUUAAAGCAUUUCGCUGAAUAAAACUUACUGAUUUGUGAAUAAGUUUGUGUCUGGGUUGGUAUUUUACUCUGUCCAUUGCAGUUUGAUAUGAAUGAUAUCUUGAGAGGAUCCUCUUCGUCGUCGACCGGGAAUUUGGUUAGGAAAAUGUUGAGCCCGCUACUAAGUACUUAUCCGAAGGCAGUUCGCGUAUGGAGGAGAGCGUCUCUUGCUUUGGUUGUUGUCAGUGGUGUGAGCCUCGUAGAUAUGUCGACAACGUGGUACCACCUGUUUGUGCCUGGUAGACUUAUUCGGAUUGUGGUUAGGAGAUGUGGACCACAAGUCUAUGUUAUUGUUGUGGAAUAAAGUGAUUAUUACUAUUA